AAACAGACAAAUUAUUGAAAAAGACUGCUUCUUACCCCUCUUCGUCCCUGCUCCUUUCCCUUUUCUUUCCCCCUCGCUCUGGCCCUCUCUGAUUCUUCGGUUUUCAUGGCUGCCUUGUGCUCUUCCAUUCUCGAUCGCUGAUUUGUUAUUGGUUUUGAUUUCUCUACAUUCUGGGUCGGCUUCUUUCUUCCAACCAAUUAAGGAAUCGUCGCAUCUUUCAGGUUCUGGGUUUACCUCGAGUUUAAUAUCGAGUUUAAUACUGGGCAUAAUGCAAAUUUAGGGUUUUACUGGGAAUUUGAUUUUAAUCGAUACCCAAUAGGUUAUUGAAGAAGUGGGGCUCAAAUUAUUUCAUGUUCUUGAAUGGUAUGGUGGAAAAUUAGGGUUCAUCUGGUUCUCUAGGUUUUCAAAUUAGAAAGUUGAUUUUUUGAAGUAGGUGGGUAUGGUGGGAAAGGAAGAUGCUUCCAGUAAUCCGUGGGCUGGAGGCCAGAUUUCUGGCUCCCGAAAAAUGUUUUUGCGCUCAGCCUCGUGGUCCUCUCGCCGAACUGCCUCUCAAGCUUCUGAAAGUGAAGAGGGAGAUUUAGCAGAUCCGCAUGGUAGUAAUGGUAAUAAUGAUGGGCAAAGUCGCCGUUGUCCUCCUCCUCCUCCUUUAACCCCGAGGUCUCAACAGAAUUGUAAGGCCCGCUCUUGUUUGCCACCUCUACAGCCAUUAUCGAUUGCACGCAGGAGUUUAGAUGAGUGGCCAAAGGCCAGUUCUGAUGAUCUUGGGGAGUGGCCACAACCACCAACCCCAAGUGGGAACAAGAGUGGCGAGAGGUUAAAGCUUGAUUUGUCAUCAAUUCAGAGGAAUCCAGACAAGAAUGGUGGUCUUGUGAAGAGGGAUAAAAUUGCUUUCUUUGACAAAGAAUGUUCAAAAGUGGCAGAACAUAUUUAUCUUGGUGGAGAUGCAGUCGCGAGAGACAGGGAUAUACUAAAGAAGAAUGGAAUCACCCAUGUCUUGAAUUGUGUGGGUUUUCUUUGUUCUGAGUAUUUCAAGGAUGAUUUUGUGUACAGAACUCUGUGGUUGCAAGACAAUCCAUCUGAGGAUAUUACAAGUAUACUCUAUGACGUUUUUGAUUACUUUGAAGAUGUUAGGGAACAGCAUGGAAGGGUCUUUGUUCAUUGCUGCCAGGGGGUAUCGAGGUCCACAUCGUUGGUGAUAGCAUAUCUUAUGUGGAGAGAAGGUCAGAGUUUUGAUGAUGCCUUUCAGUAUGUGAAGGCAGCUAGAGGGAUUGCAGAUCCAAACAUGGGUUUUGCUUGCCAGUUGCUGCAGUGCCAAAAGAGGGUCCAUGCAGUUCCUUUGAGCCCUAGUUCCUUAUUGAGAAUGUAUAAACUUGCCCCUCACUCACCAUAUGAUCCUUUGCACCUUGUCCCAAAAAUGUUGAAUGAUCCUUCUCCUUUUGCUCUGGAUUCUAGAGGUGCCUUUAUCAUUCAAAUACCUUCUGCAAUGUAUAUUUGGAUUGGUAAAAACUGUGAUGCCAUCAUGGAAAGGGAUGCAAGAGGGUCUGUCUGUCAGAUUUUUCGGUAUGAGAAAGUGCGAGGGCCAAUAGUAAUGAUCAAGGAGGGAGAAGAACCAUCACACUUUUGGGAUGCCUUUUCAAACUUUUUACCUUUGAUGGAUAAAUCUGGAAGAGUGGAGUUUGGGGAAUCAACAAUAAAGAUUUCCCCUGGUCAGAGGAAAGUGGAUGCAUAUAAUGUUGAUUUUGAGAUUUUCCAGAAAGCUAUCAAGGGGGGUUUUGUUCCUUCACUUGCUUCAUCUGAGAAUGAAUAUGAAACUCACCUUCCUGCUAGAGAAAGCAGUUGGAGUGCUCUUAGACGCAAGUUUGCUUCUGGUGUAAUGAAGGAAUUUGUCAUAUUACCUAAGUUAUCCCUCCCUAGGGUCUACUCAGAAUCUAUGAUGGUAGUACACUCAUCAUCCCCUUCAUCCUCAUUGUCAUCCUCAUCUUCACCUUAUCUUUCUCCUGAUUCCAUAUCUUCUGAUUCAAGUACUGGUUCGAGGUAUUCAGAAUCAUCUGUGGAUUCUCCUUCAGCUGCUUCGUGUCCUCUUCCAGUGUCUUCAGCUUUGUCUAACAUUUCUAACUUGACACUCUGCUCAUCCAAAAUGACUGAACCCCAAACUAAUGGCCCAGAAAUUGUGGGCAAGACUUGCAAUUUGCAGCCAAGCCCUAGGUCUGCAGCUUCAGCUUUUAAAAAAGCUUCAGUUUCCCUAGCAGAGCGUCGUGGGAGCUUGUCAAAGUCUCUGAAGCUGCCGGCGAUGACUGAUAAUAUAAGAGUAAAUCCACCGUCUUUUCAUGUCAGUCAGGAAGAUGGGAUCGGGAUCAAUGGCAUCUCUUACUCUUCAUAUGGGUCAGAUAUAGAAAUUGUAUUUGAUUCCAAGUGUGGUGUGAGACAAGGGGAGGGAGAUUUAGCUCCCAAGUUGAAGAUAUCUCCUGGUGGAGUAGCUAAUAUUGAUCUGUGUGAUAAGGAAGCUGUUUUUGCUGAUAGUUCAGGCCCUCCUUGUAGAAAUUACGCUUUAGGAGAUGGGUUUGGAUCCACUGCCCUGAAAGGGUUGGAGGAAAGUGGUUCUUCGCAUCCAAAUGUAAUGCAACCUUUAGUAUAUCGAUUGCCCCAUUUAGAAAGGAUUUCAAGACUUAGUAUGUCUGAUCUAGAUUCUAAAUCUGCAUUUGCAAUUUUCAUCCCAAGUACAGGUUUGGGCAAAAGUGAAGUUAGGAAUCUCUAUUUUUGGGUAGGAAGGUCUUUUUCUUGCGAUAAAAGCUGGAUUCAAUUAAAUAACAGCGGAGAAUUGGGAGAUAAAAAAGAGAUUGAGUGGAAUCAAGUUGGUUCUAAUGUUCUAGCCCAUUUGGGUCUGCCAAAGGAUACCCCAAUUAAGAUUGUUAAAGAAGAUGAAGACCGGUGGGGUUUCUUGCAUCACUUAGUACAGUGUAGCACUACUACAAUCUAAGGAGAGGCCUUCAACCUGAUAGCUUAAAUCAUUUUCAAUUUCUUCAGCUGGAUUAUUUUGCUCUAGAACUUUGGAGCAUCAAGUUGAUCUCCCCUGGCAAAACCAGUGAGGUAAUGAGCUUUUUUUAAUGACUGUAGAUUCUCCAGUAGUAGCCAGUAUCUAAUAACCUGCUUCAUAAGAGGAAAAUAGACCCUCCAAUACUGUAUUAUCUUACCAAGAUUUUAUUUGAGUUGUUUGCCAUCCUUCUUUCUUUCCUCUUCUUCUUUUUUUAGGUUUUUUGGCAUGACUAGUUUCAUUCAGGCUUUAGCAAUGCUAGUUUGACUUGGAAUGUCUUAUUGUGUUAUAUCCUAAGUUAUAUGAUUCUUUUCCACCUCCUACUUCUCAUAAAUGUCUUUUUAGUUAGAAUGCAUUCUCUCGAUGAGAUUUAGUUGGUAAACUCGACUAUGGUUAAGUAUUUGAAGUAGGACAGUUGCAAAACGCAAUGAAACCAAAAUUGUUGUUGAAAUCAAGCAGUUGAAAAAUAAGAAGUCGUUUCAUUGCUCAUGCUUAAAGAACAGUGGAUCAAAAUGCAUAAAACUAUUUCUUAUGAAACUCUUUUGACAUUUCACUGUUGUAAUGGCCUUAAAUGUGUCCAGUGCAACUGUCGUUGAUUGAAGAAAGGACUUUGAUAUGCCAUGUAACCAUGUUAUUGGUUUCUUUUGAAUGCUUUUUCCAUCCCAUUUCACUUUUUUUCUUUGAAUCUAUUUUUUGCAGGUAGCUGCAUUUAGUUAUCCUAAUGUUGGUCCGUCUGGCUGUACAGUAUCGAACACCUCAUUGACCAAAAAUCAUUUGCCUCAUAGACUGAAUGUUAUUGUAUACUCAAUGUUACUAGAAAACGUUGUGAAGGCACUUUCCAGGAGAAAUAGAUAAUUGAAAUUUCCAUUCUACAAUCUACUUUCUCUGUUUUUUUUUUCCCCUUUGUUGGUAGCUUUGUUCCUCGUAUAAAUUACUUUUUAACUG
Molecule: messenger RNA, 3976 nt
Organism: Rubroshorea leprosula
Lineage: Eukaryota; Viridiplantae; Streptophyta; Magnoliopsida; Malvales; Dipterocarpaceae
Source: the annotation of a GenBank genome assembly